Penicillium expansum is the source of this 405-nucleotide messenger RNA. RefSeq lists its product as uncharacterized. NCBI's taxonomy places the organism in Eukaryota, Fungi, Ascomycota, Eurotiomycetes, Eurotiales, Aspergillaceae. The record is from RefSeq and is a predicted model, not a curated record. The transcript has a single exon. Bases 1 to 405 code for a protein of 134 amino acids.
AUGUCAUUCAACGUCUACUUCACCCGUGAAGAUGGACGCUGGGACUGGGUAUUCUAUAUUGAGCUUGAUGCAGUCACCAAGGAAGGGAUGGCAGAGAGUACCGGGUGGACACACUCCUUCGAGAGCGAUGGGCAAGAUGGGAUCCAAUACACAGCUCGACUCAACCGCACCCCCAGGUUCAAUCCUAAAGGGAACAUGCUGGCGACUAUCGAAGAAGCAGAUUUGCCAAAGUUUCAUCAAAUAUGCUUUGCCGCAAUUGGCCCACUACCGCAGCAAAGUCAUCUGAGCCGCCUCGGCCUUCACACCGUGAUGCCUGCCCGAUGGAAACAAGAGCCAAGAGAGUGGUGGUUUUUUAUUCGUGACAGGGCCUUUGAAAACGGGAUAUUCAAGCCUCUUGAUAUCUAG